CAUCAUCAUUGUUACUUCUGCUCACCAUCUUAGUUUUUACCCAUGCAAGCGGCCAUCAUUGUUCUUUGACGAUGCGAUGGAAGCAUAGACCAUGGGACACCGGGCAUCCUCACCAGAGGCUGAGUAGCUCGCUAUACCUGCCGUCCUUUCCGAAUACCACCAUCAUCGGCAUCCACAUCCGAACCGAUCCACCAUCAUCGCCUUGCCAAGCGGGUGACAGCGAUCAACGUCAUAUGCAUCAGGGAUGCAUUUUCAUCAAUCUCGCAUAUAGUCAAAUGAUGGGAAUGUCCCUCAGCACUCACUGUAGAUCAAGCCUCAUUUCAGUUCCCUACACCUGAUCAUCCCAACGUGCAAUGUCCGAUAUCAACAUCACAAACGAACGACCAUCCUACCAAGCCGUCUUCUCCCUCGAUGUCAUUACAGCAGCUGGAGCCCUGAUUCUCCUUGGUCUAGCAUCCAGACCUACGUUCAAGCGAAUCAAACAACGCCGCUUUGCUGCGCCAGGCAAAGAAAACAGUGCUCGUGAUGGCCCAUUAAAGACGACUUUGGGAACAUACCUCUUCCUCUGGCCAGCUCUUCUCUGUCUCUUCGUCGCCUAUGUAUGUCGCUUCGUAUCCGACCUCCUCAAGACGAGCGGAACAAUCGAUUACAAUAGCGACCUCGGUUGGAAUGGCCGUCGCGCCUAUACCCUCAUAGGGAGUGAAUACUCUUCCAGUAUCUCGGCUCUUACCUUCACUACAACCCUCGCCACAAUCUUCUUCACUGUGCUGCUCAACGGUGGAGUCUGGAUCCACUCCAGUCAUGUUCAGGAAAACGGCACCGGUAUUUCCACACCAAAGACCAUGUCGCGUAUCUGGAAUACUUUCAUCAUGCUUGCCAUGCUGAGUACCGGUGUUGCAGCUUGGGGCUUGGGUAUGGAAGCAAGGGAUGUCAGCACUGGUAGCUCCGGCCCAGAUGCACUGUUGUCUUGGUCAAAUGUUAUGAGCCAUGACCGUGCGACGAGAAUCACAUAUAUCGUACACGAGGCUAUUGUUGUUGCAGCUAGCUUGAGCGUCUCGGCUGAGGUAUCGAGGGAGUAUGGGACAACGAAUAAGAAUGCUCAUGGUUCACCCGAACGCCACGACCUCGCUCGUUUCGCUUUCGUCGUUGUGCCGCUUAUUUGGCUUCGCGACAUCUUCAUUAUCUACGACAUCAUACUUCUUUACGUUGACACCUCAGGAUGGUCAAACAAUGCUGUUCUGGCUACGACUUUCUUGCUUGUCAUCUGCAGGCAAUUCGCUAAUUUGGCCAUUCUGGGUAUGGUGCUUUGGGGUGCUUGGAGGAUGGGACGAAGUGUCAGUUUGUUUGGAGGAAGUUAUGCUUGAGCGAGAUGAUCACUUGCGCGACCGAGGUGUCUAGGACUUUGACACGACGCAUACAGUAAUAAGUGCGUCUUCCAUGUAGGGAUGGAAAUGUAAGAUAUGUGGUUUCAGUGCAUACAGAUAUUGAAUGGAACGGUGAUAAUGACGAAC
Alternaria alternata is the source of this 1511-nucleotide messenger RNA. RefSeq lists its product as hypothetical. NCBI's taxonomy places the organism in Eukaryota, Fungi, Ascomycota, Dothideomycetes, Pleosporales, Pleosporaceae. The transcript has 2 exons. The coding region runs from base 354 to 1364 and encodes 336 amino acids. The record is from RefSeq and is a predicted model, not a curated record.